Penicillium coprophilum is the source of this 1212-nucleotide messenger RNA. RefSeq lists its product as uncharacterized. The record is from RefSeq and is a predicted model, not a curated record. Gene Ontology annotation, biological process: pyruvate decarboxylation to acetyl-CoA. Gene Ontology annotation, molecular function: pyruvate dehydrogenase (acetyl-transferring) activity. Bases 1 to 1212 code for a protein of 403 amino acids. The transcript has 4 exons. Gene Ontology annotation, cellular component: intracellular membrane-bounded organelle. Lineage: Eukaryota; Fungi; Ascomycota; Eurotiomycetes; Eurotiales; Aspergillaceae.
AUGCUGAUCUCAACCAAAGCAAAGUUGUUCCUAACUUUUGGAGCCCGCAGAUUUACCGUUACCCGGUUCUGUGCUGAACAGCGUGGGUUCGCUCAAGUAGCCGGCACUGAGACAAUACCUGAAGAAAAUGAUAGGCCUUUCACAAUACCCCUUGCGGAGGAAAGCUUUCAAACAUACAAUCUUGAUCCGCCGCCAUACUUUGUCGAGACAACGAAGAACCAACUGAAGCAGAUGUAUCGCGACAUGAUAGCAAUAAGACGCAUGGAGCUAGGUGCCGACCAGUUGUACAAAGAGAGAAAGAUCCGCGGUUUCUGUCACCUAUCAACUGGACAAGAGGCAGUUGCAGUUGGAAUUGAGCACGCAAUUAGCAAAGAAGACAAACUGAUCACCGCGUACCGCUCUCACGGGUUCACAUAUAUGCGUGGCGGUACAAUCAGAUCAAUCAUCGGUGAGCUCCUGGGUUGCCGGGAUGGGAUAGCACAUGGGAAAGGCGGAUCGAUGCACAUGUACUCCAAAAGCUUCUUCGGCGGAAAUGGUAUCGUGGGUGCAAGCGUGCCACUGGGGGCUGGCAUAGCGCUUGCCCAGCAGUAUGACGAGACAGGUAACGUCACAAUCAAUUUGUAUGGUGACGGAGCCGCGAACCAAGGGCAGGUGCACGAGGCCUUCAACAUGGCAAAAUUGUGGAAUCUACCCGUGAUAUUUGGCUGCGAGAACAACAAGUAUGGGAUGGGGACGUCUGAUAAAAGGGCAUCUGCCAUGACGGAGUAUUAUAAACGUGGUCAAUACAUCCCCGGUCUUCGGAUUGAUGGGAUGGACGUUCUAGCUGUACUGACUGCAGUCAAGCAUGGGCGUGAUUUUGUUAAAAUAGGCAAUGGUCCCCUCGUAUAUGAGUAUGUCACCUAUCGAUUUGCCGGUCACUCCAUGUCCGACCCUGGAAUUGCCUACCGCAGUCGAGAGGAGUUGCAGAAAACCCGUGAAAACGACCCACUUAUAAAUUUGAAGAUGAAAUUGAUAGACUGGGGCAUCAUUACCGAGGACGAAGCCAAGGCUAUCGAAAAGGAAGUGAGAAGAUUCGUCAAUGAGGAAAUCGAACAUGCCAAGCAGAUGCCCGCCCCUGAGGCCAGUCUUGAUGUUUUGUUUAAAGACAUCUAUGUACCGGGUAGUGAACCUUCUCAGAGGCGAGGCAGGACAGUCGAUGAGACUUGGUAUUGA